Messenger RNA from Paramuricea clavata, 12329 nucleotides. The record is from the annotation of a GenBank genome assembly. Lineage: Eukaryota; Metazoa; Cnidaria; Anthozoa; Malacalcyonacea; Plexauridae.
AGUGUUUGUACAAUAUUUGCAGUCAUUUUGUUAGUUUUUUUUGUGAAUCUAAAUUUUUUUGUAAAUCAUUUUUUCAGGUUCAAGUAGGCGGGAGGAGCGUGGUGUGUUCUGAUGUAGAGCAACACGUGGUACGUUUGCACAUACUUCAUGAGAUGUUUAUUUCAUCACCAACGCAAAAGAUUUUUGUGUAUAUUAGGAUUUCGGUUCACGAGGCGUGUGGCGAGCUGGAAAGGUGUUCAAUUUAUUAUUUAUUAAAUGAUUUUCAGGUUAUUAUUGAUGAAGAUGAUAAAUUUUUAAAAUUACUGGAAUUACUUGGUAUUUAUCAAGAACAAGGUACGUGUUGCAUAUUUAGGCCUAACAAAAAUAUCCUGUGCUUCCGAUUUCAAAAUAUAGGGUAAAAAUAUUAUUAAAAAUAUAUUAUUAUAAAAAUAUAAAAAUAUAAAAAUAUAUCACAUUGGUGUAGUUGCAUGACAUUGGUAGCAAUGGCCAUGAGUGUGUACACGAUCAGUGAGCAUUGCCACAACACAUAUGCAUUUCAAGAAGCAAUAGCUGUGGGCAAAGGACGCCAUUCUUGGCAUCACGUUGUAUUGUAAAGCAAGCAACGAAAAUAUAGUAGGGUCAGUAGGUAAGCGAACAGCCCAACCAUAUAUAUAAAAAAAAAACAUUAAAAGUUGGAAGAAAAAAUUUGAUUUAAUCUGAAGAGUUUUGACUUUUGUUCACUCCGCAAAUUGCUGAAAAGCGAAAAGAUGAGGUCAAGUUUGUUUUGCGCAUGCGCUAUGUGAGGGCCGUCUGGUGUAAAAACUACCCAAAUUUUGCGUUGUUUUGACAUCUUCUAAAUUGAAACUCUAAUCUAUAUCCUUUUAAAAGUAUAGCGAACCAGAACGAUGUUAGAUGUUAACUAAGUGUAUCAUAUUUUAUGAAUAUAGUGUCUUUAAAGUGUUAACAAAUGGCACAUCCGCUGAACGGACUUGACCGCCUCUUUAAGAAGCGUUAAACUGCGAUAUUAACAACAAAUGCCCCCUCUCUAGUAGAAAAUAAAUCCUUCAAUAAACGCCAAGGGCUUUUAUUACAUCAUUUACGGUAUUGGUACGUAUUGGCGUAGCAAAAUUUGUUCUUCUAUUUAGGAAGUGUUUUGGUGUUUGUUGAGAAACAAGAAUCGGCUGAUAGUUUACUGAAGGAUUUACUAAAGAGAUCUUACCCAUGUCUCUCGCUUCAUGGAGGUAAUUGCCUUUCACCAUAGCUGGAAAAUGUUCUUUCUUGGAACCUGGGUUUAGGGCUCAAAUUCUCAAAAUAUUCUGCCAAAUAUUACAAUUUUUUGGGAAAAUACAAUUUUGUGACUUUUAUCUUACAUGCCACAUGGAUUAUGUUCUUUCAGAUAAAUCCUCAAGUAGUCACAUUAGUUACAGUUUUACUGGAUCGAAAACAAAUUAAUAUUUUUGUUCCAAACUGUUCCGCUGUAAUUUAGGUAUCGAGUUAAUUUGGUAUUCAAUCAUUUCAAUAAUCAUGCUGUGCCAGCAUGAGCUCGACCUUUGAAUUUACUAUACGAGUAAAUUGUUAAACACGUCCGAAAUUAUCAAUACAAUAAAUUCGCGCAAUAACUUAUUGGGAUAGAUGAACCUAUAACCCUAAUCAAACCCUAGACUUGCUCCAAGUCUCUCUUUCAUUGUCAUAUAGUAUCGAUCCACUAUAGUGUACAUUACAUGACGUAGCGCGGAGGGGCGGAGCGAGAAAGAGAGACUUGUCGACUCGGUUCAAAACUGAACCGAAAAUGCAAGACUUGCUUUAAUUGUUUUCCUUCAAUUUCUGUUUUAUUUGCUAUUAUGGAACUCAUGUUAUUUACACUGUGCUAGAUCAAUACAUAUAAACACUGACAGAAAACAAUUAAAUUAAAGCAAUUCUUGCAUUUUCGGUUCAGUUUUGAACCGAGAUUUUCCGAAGUUGACAAGUCUCUCUCUCCGCCCCUUCGUACUACGUCAUGUAAUGUACACUAUAGUGCAUCGAUACUAUAUGACAAUGAAAGAGAGACUUGGAGCAAGUCUAAUCAAACCCCAACUCUAACCCCUAACAUAAUCUUAAUCUAACCAUAAUCUAAUCCUAAUCCUAAUCUGAGUGACACUAAUCUAAACUUGAUGACCGUUUUUUUAAUAAUCUGCUUUUCACCAUUGUUUGUUUUGUGUAUACGUGCCGAGAAGAAAUGAAACCACUGUUUGAAAUGAAACCUCCUUUUAGCAUGCAGUAACGUUUGCACAAAUAACAUGCCUUUAUUAGUCCAUCUGCAGCCAUUUGAGUCUAUGAAAUAAUAAAAUCCAUCCAUUCGUUUGUAGGUAUGGAUCAAUUCGACAGAGACAGUACUAUCGCUGAUUUCAAGAAUAAUACUAUAAAACUGAUGGUGUGUAUUUGUGUAUAUAAGUUUAUUGUACGUUAUAAAUCUAUUUUGACUGACUCAAUUAAGUUGCGAGUGUUGUCGCUGCAUGGUUAGUCUGUGCACCUCUAUACCGCCUAAAUUCGAUUUCUGCACUAUCUGCAGCCAUCUUAGCCUGCUCGCAGCCCGAAAAUUCGUUCAAAGGAAAACCCUAAUUUUCCGUUUCAAAUUUUCCGGGGAGCAGGCUACAGCCAUCUGAGUACCGUACUUUUGCCUUCGUUGCAUAUUAUAGAAGAGCUGCACUCAGUUUUGUAUUACAAAACACCGCAGGAUUUCUUCAGGUUCUUUGGUUUUCUCGCAUAUUAUAAAGUUGGAGCAAAAAGGGAUGGUUAAUACAGGACUUCUAUGGACAACAAUUUGUAGAGAACUGAUAAAGCUAUCCAGUUUUAAAAAUAUAGUUUGAUUUAGUUCUUACUGAUUCUAUAGCCAAUUGAAUACCCUUAAAAAAUGAGUAUAUCUAGCGUUAUUCGGCAAAGAAAAUGAUGUCGAGGUUCAUGUGUUUAUUAGGUUGCAACUUCUGUGGCAGCUCGUGGUCUUGAUGUUAAACAGUUGGUACUUGUUGUGAAUUUUGACUGUCCUAAUCACUACGAGGAUUACGUCCAUAGAUGCGGGUAUGUUGUAUCGUUCCAUGUUAAUGUCCAUCAAUAGACUGCAUGCAAAUUGCGUAUAAAUACCACAGGGGGUCCAACUAUAAAGAGCUGUGUUAUGAAUAUGAAUAAAACAUUAAUUAAACGUCAUAUGAAUAAAACAUCAUAACGUAAUAUAUUUAAAUUAUUGCACUUACUUGUAUAAAUCAUAAGAACUUGCAUUUGCAGUGAAUAGCUUCAAACAGGGCGCUUAUAUACGCUCAGAAACAUUGCUUCGAACGAUUGUUCAAAUAUGGCGAAUAAAUUGACAAAACGAAAAUAUUACAUGACGUUCCAACGAAAAUAACAGCAAGGAUUGCGGGCGCACGAGCAAAAAGGCGAGGGAAGAAAUAAAUAGACGGGAUGAAACAAAUAUCACGUGACUUUUUAAAAUGCUUCUAGACUAUCCGUUUAAGCUUUUUGUGGUAUUUUUAGGGCUCAGUCGAUGUUCUCUUACAUGAACAAGCCUAGUCAUUACCAAAAAAAGCACUGAUCAAUCUAAUUUAUGUGAUUUAUAACAGCGAGCAUUCUUGGCCGUUUUCGCGAGAUGUGUUCCAUAAGUAGCCUGUUCUCGUGACGUAUGACUAAAUAAUAAUAAAACUAAAUAAUGUAAAAAAAACGUUGGUCGCUACAUUUAAACAUUUCAUAGGCAGGAGGCGUUUUGGAAUUUUCCGAGAGAACAGGAUACUUAUGGAACACAUGCAUCACACGAUCGCAUUACCGGUGUUGCAUCCCUUCUAUUAAUAUCUAUUACCCUCGCCUUCCACUCGCGCCCGCAAUCCUUGCUGUUAUUUUCAUUGGAACGUCAUGUAAUAUUUUCGUUUUGUCAAUUUGUUCGCCAUAUUUGAACAUUCGUUCGAAGCAAUGUUUCUGAGCGUACAUAAGCGCCCUGUUUGAAGCUAUUCACUGCAAAUGCAAGCUCUUAUGAUUUAUACAAGUAAGUGCAAUAAUUUAAAUACUGUAUUACGUUAUGAUGUUUUAUUCAUAUUACGUUUAAUUAAUGUUUUAUUCAUAUUCAUAACACAGCUCUUAGUUGGACCCCCUGUGUAAAUACCAAAAGAGGAACGCUUGUAUGUACUGUCUAAAUUUACCUUCCGAAAGCCAUACCUUUUACUCUGCAUGGCACGCAGUAUGUUUUUCACUAGGCGAAUUCAGAUUCGCGCUAACCCUAACCUUAACGCCCUAACCCUAAUUUUGCUGCAUGACGUGGUAAGCGAUUAAGAGAAAGUCUCGCUUUUGUUUGCAUUUUAGCAAUUUUUUCUACCAAAGAAAAUAUAUGUAAAUAUGUUUUUUCUAUUAUUUUCAGUCGAACUGGCCGUGCUGGUAAUAAAGGGACGGCUUUUACAUUCAUCACACCUGAACAAGGAAAGUAAGUAUCCAUCCAGUGAUAUAUAUGUAGUUGAGUUUAAUAAAAAUAAUAUAACUGCGCGUCAUUCAACGUUUAUUUUUUACCAUUAGUAAUUUUUUCUAAAGUCUUUUCUCGCUGCUGUUCUACUUGUACUGUAUCAGUCUUUAUUUUAGUCCUCGCAAAUUUAUUUCAUCCAUAUACUUCUUAUCUUGUGAAAUCAUGUGACUAUUCCGCGCGUUUAUAACAUAUCGCUGAAUGUACAAUCUUUUUUAAAUAUGAUCAAGAUAAUUUUCUCUCUUUCCUUUGUUAGUCUGCAUAGAGAUCGUGAUUAUUUGGUUGUAAUUUUACCACCUGGCCUGUAUAUUGCUUGUUUUCAAAUGCAUUGAACAUCUUUAUUUCAUUGAUUUUAUAGAUUUUCCGUAGAUAUUACAAAGGUAAAUAUUCUGCUCCGAUUAUAUAGCACUAUAAACUAUUACUGUAGCAGAACACUUGCGGCUGUGCUGAACGAGUUACUUUAAAUUGAAAAAAAGUUGAUUGUGUGGUCAGUAGAUAUAUAGUUGAAGGUAUUGUAGAUGGAAAUUAUCGAGUGGAAAUUUGUAUACAUUUAUUACACCUAACCAGGAACAGCUGCGAAAAAUGCCUGGAAUCCAACCUGCGGGUCAGAUGCCAACAAAAUCUUGAUAUUUACCCAUAACCUAUACAUGGCAGUGCCCUAGUAUAUAUAUAUGAACUUGUGGUUAGGGCUCGACAACUAGACUCUGUAGCUCGUGUAGUUGGUUAGAGCGCUGCACCAGAAUCGCAUGCAGGUUUGAUUCCUGCCAGCGACCUAAAGUUGCAUUUCUCGCAGCUGUUCCUGGUUAGGUCUAUAAUAAAUGAAUAUAAAUUUCCACUUGACAAUUUCCAUCUACAAUACCAUUCAACUAUUAAAGAAUCACAGUCAACCGUGAUGCUUUGCGCGCUAUGUAAAUGUUUACAUGUAUGGGGAGCUAAAAAUAGUGUCUUCGAAAAUAGUCAAACACUAAAAAUCAUAUACAUAAACUUUAUUAUAAAUAAAAAAGUUUAAUACAUUUAUAUCUGCUGGUGUUUUGAUGAAAUCCUGAUUCCUGCCCCAUCACCUACUACGUUCAUGCAGUUCGUCCUUGCUUUGAUGGAGCAGGAUUUCGGCGACUCGCUAUGUGAAAACCCCCUCGAAAUCCCCCGUAUUCCCAGGCUUUCUUUCCUUUCCGUCCAAAGGGCGUACGUUGAACUUGUCAACGAUAUUCUUUUUGAUAUACCCUCACUUGUUGGUCUUCCACGAACGGGAAAUACAGAAGUCAUCAUUAGCCAUCUACUUUAUAAAAUGAGAAAACGUUCUAAAAUCAUUGGUUAAGAUAAAUAUACACACACGCCAAAAUCUCAAUCAAUUAUCUAUUAACAUAGUCCAACUAUGAAAAAUAUGACAUCUAAGAAUAAUGCAGAUUGAUAUAAGGAUCAGGAUACGCUUCGGAUGUCAAUCUUUCGACACUAAAGUCGCUAAUAAAAUGGCGGAAUACAAAACAAUCAAAACAUUUUAGCGCGCAAAGCAUCACGGUUGACUGUGAUUCUUUAAUCAAUCGAGUGAGAUGCCAACAAAUUCUUGAUAUUUACCCAUAAUCAGUAGAUGUAUGUUUCGAGAAACAAAGAACGAAUGCAUGCUGUUACCACUUUCAAAAGAAAACAAAGAAUGCAUGUAGUUAUCACUUUCCCAUCCAAGAACUAAUUUUCAUUGUCCCCAUUGGGUAAGUUUGCUGGUAUUAGACAACGUAAAAUCCUAUAGUGCAAUGUUUAUGCAUGAAAAGAGACGAACGCUGGAAAAAUGUUGAAAUCGUAAUAUCUACUUCUGGUGGAUUUUUAAUCUUUUUGAUCUCUCAGUAAAUAGUGUUGCCGUUUCCAGGGGCUGGAACUUUCAGGAGCGGGUGUACCUGACGAUUUGAAAGCAUUGAUGGAAGAAUAUAAAGAACAAAGGAAAGCGGUAUGUGUUUCAUGUUUGUUUGUGUACUUUUAUGCAUUGCUCUGAUCCUUUCGCCAGGGCCAGUUGCAGUGAAGUGUUUUGCUUGUCAAGCUCCACGCUCUUUUCCUAUCUAUGCGAUAUAUCGAACACUAGAGAUUGUGCUAUUGUUACUGUUGUGCUCCUUUAUUUUUGUGUUGAUCGUUUGGUAUGUCAUUGACACUUCUUGACAUCAAGGCUAUACAGUAUUUCCAAUUUUGGAAGUCCAGUACUCUGCCGUUAAAGUAUAUUUUCAUGCAUGCAUUGCGCAUUUGUACGGGUUUACUUAACCAUUAUUUUUUGAAAACGCCCCCAUACCUUACGGUCCGGACACGACAUACUCGGUGUAACUAACUAUUGUGCUUGACCAUAACAAUGAUUGUAGGAAGGAAAAGGCAUUGUAAAGAACAGCGGAUUUUCUGGGAAAGGUAUAGUAAGCAGAACUUAAGAUAAUUUUCUUUCCGAAACAUUCACUCCAAUACGUUUCUCUGUCUUUCGUUUUUUGCACCACCCAUUGGUGGUCGCGUGAAAACGUUGAAUGAGAACAAAAUGCUUUAGUAGCUUAUAUAUUUGUAUUGUUUUACAGGAUUUAAAUUCGAUGAAGCCGAGAAAAACCAAGUUAACGAAGCCAAGAAAAUGCAAAAAUGGGUAAGAUAUCGGACAAGCAUAUUAAAGCAUGUAUUAAUGAAGGUGGCUCCCUUCCCUACAGUCGUACUUAUGGCAAUUGACAAUGCAAAGUGUUACCAUGCCGGGCAACAUGGCGAAAGCAUACAGCCUGCGAGUUUUACCAUGCACAAAAUUACAACUUCUUGUCAAAAUUUGAAGAUAGGCUACCGAUAAAAAAGCGUAGUGUAAUGCCCCUUGUAAAAAUGUUUAAAAGCCAUAAAAUUACGGAUGUGGACCUCACAAAGUUUCUACUUUGAUUUAAAGUUUCUACUUUAUAACUAAUAAAUUAAUCACGGGUAGGUUGUAUGAAGGCCGGAUAGUGAUUUUUUCAAGCUUAUAACCCACAUUAAACUUUAGCAUUUAUAAUUAAUUUCCAGGCGUUGGGACUGCAAGAUUCAGAUGAUGAGGCUGAAGCAGCAGAUCAAGCCGCAGACCAGGUAAGAUUUUUAUUGGGAUGAUUUUAAUUUCAAUUUCGCUGUCAGCGGACUAAACCAAUGUACACUAAUCCUAACGGAACCAUACAUGACUUAUAAUACACUUUUUCAAUUAUACAAUUCUCAUUAGUAACUUUGACUGAAAUCUGGUAGUGUUACCACAACACCAAAACGGUGUAAAUUCUUGCAGCUGCAUGUGUGGACACCAAUCUGGUGUUAACUUACACUCAAUUUUGUGUCAAACUGUCAAUGUACACCUUUUUUAAACCUGGGUUUUUGGAAGAAAAAAAAUUUAUCUCAAAGAUAAUCUUUCUAUUAAGCCUUUAGCUAUAUAUAAUUUCUGUUUUAUCUAAUAUUUACCAGAUUGAUAAAGACAUCGCCAAAGCCUUUAGUAAUAAACCAACCUUGAAGAAAACCGGUAUAGCAGUUGCUCCACCAGUUGCUCCUGGCGCUAACCCGCCUGAAGCUAUUAAAGGGGCACAGAAAGGUAACAUUAGAUGUAUUUCCAUUUUUAGCUGUUUAAAAUUCUGUAUUAUUUUUGUAAAAAAAACAGGUUUAAGGAAAAUGCUAUCUCGAGAAUUCAAUUUGAGAUUUAACAGUAUAGAUAAAACGUUUUUCUCUGACUCGAAUUUCUAAAGGAAUACCAUAUGGUUUCCUGUGCAGGAUAGUGUCAUCCACGCACGCGGGAUGAUUUUUUACGCUUUCCAAAAGUCGAGCAAUAUCCCAAGUGCAUGGAUUCGCUAUCCUGCACGGAAAAGAAAAAACAAUUAGUAAUUGUUUUAUAAAAUAACUACAGUGAAACAACGGCCAGUAACUUUAUUUUUAAAACGUUAACUUUAUUUAAACGUUAUUUAAACGGUUAACUUUAUUAUAACUGUAUUAACGUUUUUGUUAACUUGUCUCUCGUUUAUUAUAGUGUUAACUUCACACGUUAAAAUGUUUUCAUUGUCCGACAUUUUAAAAAGCCCGCGCGAAGGCAAUAAAAUAUUGCGUGCGGGCAUUGACCAAUCAAAUCGCGUGUUUCACUGUAGUUACUGUGAUUCUUAAUUUGUUUAUAUGGAUUUUCUCGGAAUGCGUUUAUUUCUGUUUCUUGCUGUUCAAAUUAACUUUUUAACAAAAUGGUACAAAUAUUUUUCAGCCAAGCUCAAUCUUGCUGCCAGCAUAGCUGCGAAGAUCAACGAGAAGAUUAGUUCGGGAAAUGUAAGUAUGCGGGUCAUCUCAAGAAAUGAAAAUUGUUUGUGUUUGAUGAAGCAUAGUUGAAUUGAAUUGACCAUUUACGCAAUAGACAAAAUUUUGAUCUCAACAAGUCUAGACAAAUAUUUCAUCACAGCUUGAAAGAGCAUCACAAAAUUAGUAAUAUUCCAAAGUUUCGUUGCGAAAUGUUGUAAAUAUUGACAGCCUCAAAGCGUAUCGGGCUGUCAAUUUCCCGUUUGUAAUCUAAAAUGACUGAAAAUUGCAAACUUCGCAAGGCUAUAUUAUCCGCAUUUUACAACAUUUCGCAACGAAACUUUGGAAUAUUACUAAUUUUGUGAUGCUCUUUCAAACUGUGCUGAAAUUUUUGUCUAGAUCAAAAUUUUGUCUAUUACGCAAAUGGUCAAUUGAAUUGAAUUGAAUUAAUAGAGGAUGAAGUAAUUAUUAUACUGGGGCAGGAUAAAAAUUUGUGAUUGGCGCUAACCCUCGGUUAAAAUUUAUCUGCUGUUUUAGUUUAUGUAUUUCUGCACAUCUAUUUAUUUUAAAACUUUUAAAACAAGAAGAAAACUUCUAUACUGAUCCAGACAAGAUUUCUGAAGAAAUAUUUCCAAAUUUAUGCAACAAGCUGUUGGGAAGUUUCCUUUGAAUUUUAGAUUAGCCCAGGGUUAGCUUAUCGGAUUUCGAACAACCGGCCCCUGUAUACUAUCUUUCAAGGGUGGAUUUUCAUUUUUUUUAAAGGAAGGGUGGAAAAAUUUCUAGUUGGAUGCAAGCAGCACCACUGAGCAAGCUUCGGCAGGGGUUAGGCGUUAGGAUUAAAGACUUUCACACAAAAUAGGAGAGGUGAAGGGAAAUUUUGGUGGGGUUGAACACUUUAUAAGAGGGGUUAGAGAGAUUCUAGGGGGUAACCCCUCCCCCCAGUAAAUCCGCCCAUGCUAUCUUUCACCUUUAUUAACUCACUACCUCGUUUUCGUUGUUUAGAAUUUAGACAUGACGCAGCAAGCUACAAGUCAGAUCAUGAAGGGUGAAGUUGUUAGCAAAAUGUCUGUAAGUAAAUUAACCACCGUAAUCGAGUACUCUGCGAAUUAAGAUACAUGCAUGAGCAUGGACAUGGGAAUAUAUGAAAUACAUUUUAGAAUGUCGUUGAAAAUCUUUCUACAUGCAAGUUAUAUUCAUAUUUUGCUUUAUUCUUCGAAUAUGUUGACUGAAAUACCGUACGUAAAUCAACGCGUGCUGUAGCCCAUCAGGUUGGAUUAUUAUAUGGAUAUGCAUGUUUCGUCAUCAACAGGAUCACUCAAAGUUUAUCUCAUAUUUCAUAUUUAACCCAAAACUCAUGAUAUUUAAAAUAUCCCUCCAUUGUCAUUGCACUCGUUUUAAAGGAGGAAUGCUCCUUUUGAACCAACGCCAGUUAGUGAGAUUAUAAAAAUGUAUCCAGGGUAGCAGCCUUCUCAUUGUUUCAAACGUUUUUGUUAACAAGAUAAACUGGACUUCGUUCCUAUGUUAUUUUAAACUAAAGCAUAAUGCAUUGUGCUCCUCAUGUAGGGACUUGGUUUGGCGAAACAACUUGCAGAAAAGGUGAACAAUAAACUGAACUACAUACCUGCUGAACCGGAGAAAGAAGAAGAGACAACAUCGUCUGAAGAUCGUUAUGAAGACGAAAUUGAGAUCAACUCUUUUCCGCAACAAGCACGUUGGAAAAUCACUUCUAAGGUACGACCUAUUCCCGUCGGUGUAAGCUCGGUUGUGGAGCAUACGGUUUGCAUACAAUUUUAAGUUUGCAUUAUUUUAAUUUCUAGUCGAGGAUGCGAAUUAAUGGAACCAACGUCGGGCUUUUUUAUUGAAAAAAAAAAUACGACCAUUUAUCAGUUCUGGUUUGUGGAAACACCACGUACUGUAAAUGUAUUAUUUGCAAAUAAUAAAUUUACGUGGUGUUUCCACAAACCAAAACUGAUAGAUUUUAUUAUUCGCCAUGCAAAGGAACUUAUUUAUUCAUUUACAGUAGUUAUGUAGCUAAUUUGUUGUUCUCCAAAGACUGUAUAAAAAUAGUCAGGGUGGAAAAUUGUUGUCACUGCAUCUUGACAACAUGUUUUAGUGUGAAAGAUUAAAAUGAAAACAUUAUAAAAGAUUAAAAGUAAGCGAGUGGAAGCAUAUAAAGUUUAAAUUCGUCUAAUUAAGGAUUGCCAUUCAUAUUGAAUAGCAAUUAAACUACAGGCAACUACAAUCUUACAGUAUGUUAAUGCAUAUUUUAUACAUUUUUACCCACCCUCUUGCAGGACACGCUUUCUCAAAUCACUGAGUAUUCUGAAGCAGCAGUAACAGUGCGUGGAACAUACAUUGCUCCAGGUAUGUUGGUCAAAAAUGUGCAAAAGUCAUCACUUGAAAGUAUUAAUACAUGUACGUGAAAAGUUCAAAAAAGGGAAAUCAUGAAUUAUCCAGUUACAAUUCGUGCAUGAAGAGCAGUAUUGGAUCCAGUUUAAUAACUAUUGAAUAUUGCCCAAGAAAAUUGAAUCUGCUGAGACAAAUUAGCACAGAUUCAAUGAAACGAACGAUGCGAUGCCAUCGCACAUCGCAUAACUGAUAUCAAGCUUUUGUAAAUAUUCCAUUUAUUUAGGAAGCCAACCUGCUGAAGGGGACAGAAAAAUAUAUCUAUACAUCGAAGGUACAUCAUAUAUAAAUAUGAUGGGAAUAUCCCACCAAAAACGAAUUUUCACUUGCCAAAUAUACACACUGUGUAUUAAUGACAUGCACUGCUCUCUUAAUUAUAAUGUAUAUAGGACCCUCUGAACGAGCUGUUCAAAUUGCGAAAUCGGAAAUCAAACGGGUUCUCAAAGAAGAACUGCUUCGUCAGGUAAGCAGGUUUCAAUACUAUAAAUAAGUCAGCCAGCUGGUUCUGUGUAGGGAUUCAUGCAGCUACCAUUAACUCCUCAGAAGAAUUGUAAACAUUAUAUUUUAUUUUCAGAGUAAAUAUCACGCACCACAGCCAGCAGGACGGUACAAGGUUAUUUAGCCGAGAAAAUCAUACUUUGGAGGUGACACCUCUGCAGAGCAGUUUUGUUGGAUAAACAUCGAAAGCUUUGUGUUUGUUCACUUUGUUGAUUCAACUAUACAACGCAACUAGACAAGACACAUUAGAGAAGACAUUCUCUGUCCAAAAUAUUACAAUCACUAAUUCAACGAAGACCCACACAUAUAUACCUGAUUUUCUCAACUUGCAUCAACAUUGAUGCGUUCAAGUUGUUUUAUCAGACUUGUCAAAACUUGAUGUCCACAGACUUGCUCAAGUUGUUUCAACGUUGAACAAAAUUUGUAAAAUAACUUACCUUAUAGUUUCGAAAGCUGUGCUUUAACUCAAUCUUGCUAAUGUCAUUCAUGCACUUGAACUCAAUCUUUCUACCUAGCUUCUAAAUAUAUAACGGUACAUUGGAAUUCGAUACCAACACAAAAUAUGAAUGAAGGGAACUGAACUAGUAUACUUUCAAAUAUCUGCAUGUAACGUUUACUGAGAUACCGAACUGCAUGCAGAUAGAGACAUGGACAUAUAUAUGUAAUUGUAAAUAUAUGUUUUCAUCCUCGUGCUUUUUAGGGAAAUAACGAUUGAUGUAAAACAGAAGCCUAUAAUAAAGAAUGAAUCUUCUGUGCA